AUGCCUUUGAAUCAGAUAAGUUCUGAUGGUUUUUUGAGUGAGGCUGAGAAAAAGAAGGUCGACCAAGAGGGAAUGGAUGUUCGAUUCAUUGAGCCGAGCAUGGAAGAAAACAGACUAAUACUGAGAAAGUGGUGCUAUAAGAAGACGAAGAACAUGUCUGUCUUUUCCUAUGUGUUUAACAAAAACUGGUUCGGUGUCGUAGAGAAAAAUGGACUCAAAGUGGGCGACAUUGUUCAAGUGUGGGCUUUUAGAGACAAGGACGGAAACCCUUAUUUCGCCAUGGUCAAUCUCGGCGAGGAUGCUACUGACUGA
Humulus lupulus (European hop) is the source of this 312-nucleotide messenger RNA. RefSeq names its product B3 domain-containing protein At2g31420-like. The transcript has a single exon. The record is from RefSeq and is a predicted model, not a curated record. Gene Ontology annotation, molecular function: DNA binding. The coding region runs from base 1 to 312 and encodes 103 amino acids. NCBI's taxonomy places the organism in Eukaryota, Viridiplantae, Streptophyta, Magnoliopsida, Rosales, Cannabaceae.